This is a messenger RNA of Fukomys damarensis (Damara mole-rat), 1850 nucleotides long. RefSeq names its product serine/threonine-protein kinase PDIK1L-like. Gene Ontology annotation, biological process: positive regulation of autophagy; peptidyl-serine phosphorylation; autophagy. The transcript is spliced from 2 exons. Bases 737 to 1783 code for a protein of 348 amino acids. Gene Ontology annotation, molecular function: ATP binding; protein serine/threonine kinase activity. Gene Ontology annotation, cellular component: cytoplasm; autophagosome. NCBI's taxonomy places the organism in Eukaryota, Metazoa, Chordata, Mammalia, Rodentia, Bathyergidae. The record is from RefSeq and is a predicted model, not a curated record.
UGUGAUAGUCACUGGAGGUGGAGAAAAAAAUCUUUAAUUACACCAGUGAGCUCAAUGGAGUUGGUACUCUGAAGUCUGAGUGUUUGAUUAGAAAUGGGAGCCUCCUUAUAUAAGAGUCAUAGGGGCAAGUGAGUAUGUUCACUGAAGCAGGGUGCUGGAGUUACAUAACAUUCCUGAAAGGCACAGUGGGCGAACAUGCUCAGAGUCAAGGGGGCGGGGCUAACCGGACAUUACAAAAGGGGCGGGGCUAAAAGGAGGAAGUUCAAAUAGGCCCUGCAUACUAUGCUGGUCAGGCCAUCUGCCUAUAUUCCUGAGAAUUGUGAUGUCACACAGAACUCUCAGAACAUUCCAGUCACCGUUGAGCAGAGCACACAAGUCUGCCACAGUGUUGGGUGCCUCAGUGAAUCAUCUCUUGUACAAACAAAUAUUACUGAGGCAAACCACACACUGGUGGCUGGAUUUUUAAAGGUGAUAGUUUGAAUAUCAGACUCAUCAUCUGAACUACGUGGCCUUGGUCUUAAAGGCCCAGACUGAAGACUCAAAUGCUGCCCUAGGAAUCCAGUUAACUCCUGCCCAGAUACCAAGUCCUCACAGGUAUCCUGGGUUCAUUUUAAAAUCUUGAAACUUGGCCUCCAAUUGAAGGUCAUAGUGGUAGAGAGUGAGCUGCACUUUAACAGUGGCUUGCAAGACUUAUGAGAAGCGGGAGCAGAUAAUCUGACAAACCUCAACCUUGAAGAUGGCUAGCAGCCAGCAGACCUACGAUCUAAUACGGGUGUUAGGCCGAGGUAAUUUUGGCAUUGUUUAUGAAGCUGUCAUCAGAAAUACUUCUGCACAGGUUGCAAUAAAGAAAGUGACAUGCCAGACACCUGAAAACGUUGAACUAGCCCUUUGUGAGUACCUGGUACUAAACUCCAUCAAGGACCAACAUCCAAAUGUGGUUCACUUAGAAGAAUGCAUCCUCCAAAAAGAUGGGAUGAUGCAAAAGAUGUCACACUGCUGUAAUUCUCCCACUUAUCUAGAUCUUGUAGAGACUUCAUUAAAAGGAGAAAUUGCCUUUGACCCCAGAAGUGCCCAUUAUCUGUGGUUGGUGAUGGACUUUUGUGAUGGAGGAAAUAUGAAUGAUUAUCUGUUGUCCAGAAAACCAGAUCAUAAAACUAACACCAGCUUUAUGCUUCAACUGAGCAGUGCUAUAGAAUUUUUGCAUAGAAACAAGAUCAUCCAUCGAGAUUUGAAGCCUGAAAAUAUCUUGGUUUCUUCAAGCGGUCUGGAUACAAGUGACAAAGAACCCAUAUUAAAAGUGGCUGAUUUUGGUUUAAGUAAAAUUUGUUCAGCCUCUAGGGAGAACCCAGAAGAACCUGUCAGUGUAAACCAGGGUUUUAUUUCCGCCCCAUGUGGAACCGAUUUAUAUAUGGCUCCUGAAGUAUGGGAAGGACAUUACUCAGGAAAAACUGAUAUUUUUGCCCUGGGGAUCAUUUUCUGGGCAAUGCAAGAAAGGAUAACAUUCAUCGACAAGGAGAGCAACAAGGAACACUUGGGAAGUUAUAUAAAAAAGGGUACUGAGAUUAUACCAAUUGGGAUGGCACUCAAGGAAAAUCCCAAAAUGGAACUUGUCAUUCCUGUGAAAAGAAAGUCUAUGAAUGUGCGAAUUAAAAAAUUGAUUAAGGACAUGCUGGCUGUAAACCCCGAGGAUCGCCCAGAUACUUCUGAGCUAGAAUUCAGAUUAGUAAAAAUGGCAUUUAGAGACAGUCGCUGCAAAUUACAAAACAAUUUGCAAAUAUCUUAGAUGAUAUAUUACUUCUGAUUUAACAGUGAUGCAACAUCAUGUAGCUGAAAAUGAAUAAAAUAGCUAU